AUGAAUCUUGAGAAGCGAAGGAGCUCAUGCGGAGUUGGUCCCAUUGCAUUCAUAGCUACUGCUCAGUCCCUCACUAAUAUACCACAGGCCUUGAGCUCUUCUGGAAGGUUUGACUUUCAUGUGCAACUGCCAGCUCCUGCUGCUGCAGAACGUGGCGCUCUACUGAAACAUGAAAUCCAGAAGCGUUCCUUGCAAUGCUCUGAUGAUAUCUUGUUAGAUAUUGCUUCCAAGUGUGAUGGAUAUGAUGCAUAUGAUCUGGAAAUAUUGGUUGAUAGGUCUGUUCAUGCUGCCAUCGGUCGCUUUUUAUCGGGCGAUUUGGCUUCCGGAGAACAUGAGAGGCCUACUUUAGUAAUGGAUGAUUUUUUGCAAGCAAUGCAAGAGUUCCUUCCAGUUGCCAUGCGUGACAUCACUAAACCACCUGAAGGUGGACGCAGUGGUUGGGAAGACAUUGGUGGUCUUAGUGACAUCCGGAAUGCUAUCAAAGAGAUGAUUGAGCUGCCUUCAAAGUUUCCAAAUAUCUUUGCACAAGCUCCUUUAAGAAUGCGGUCGAAUGUUCUUUUAUAUGGCCCUCCUGGUUGUGGAAAAACACAUAUUGUUGGUGCUGCUGCUGCUGCCUGCUCACUGCGGUUUAUUUCGGUGAAAGGCCCUGAGCUGCUGAACAAAUAUAUUGGUGCUUCUGAGCAAGCUGUGAGGGACAUAUUCUCCAAAGCAGCCGCUGCGGCACCAUGCCUUCUAUUUUUCGAUGAAUUUGAUUCCAUUGCACCGAAAAGGGGGCACGACAAUACUGGAGUGACAGAUCGAGUUGUUAAUCAAUUUUUGACUGAACUAGAUGGUGUGGAAGUCUUGACUGGUGUAUUUGUUUUUGCUGCCACCAGUAGACCCGAUUUACUUGAUGCUGCACUGUUGCGACCUGGCAGGCUAGAUCGCCUUCUUUUUUGUGAUUUCCCUCCACGGCAUGAGAGGUUGGAUAUUCUUACAAUACUUUCGAGAAAGUUACCAUUGGCCAGUGAUGUAGACCUGGAUGCCAUAGCUAGAAUGACCGAAGGAUUUAGUGGAGCUGACCUUCAAGCUCUUCUAUCAGAUGCACAGCUUGCUGCAGUUCAUGACAUUCUGAGCUGUGAAGAUGGCAGCAAGCCUGGGAAAAUGCCCGUCAUCACGGAUAGUCUCCUGAAAUCUAUUGCUUCUAAAGCAAGACCAUCAGUUUCGGAUGCUGAGAAGCAGCGAUUAUACAACAUUUACAGCCAGUUCUUUGAAUCAAAGAGAUCCGUUUCUGCACAGUCAAGAGAUGCAAAAGGCAAAAGGGUAACUCUAGCAUAAGGAUUAACCUGAUUUUGCAGUGUUGGAAGAGAUGCAAAACACGAACGUGCAAACUUAGCAUUACUACGAACCAACCAAGCUGACACUGCAGCGGAGUAAAUUAUUGGGAAUUCCAUUUUUUGUUCUUCCCUCUUUUCAAUAUCAUUGUAAUGAGUUUUCAUUUAUUUCUUAGCUUAGCAUGGAUCAUACAACGUAGCACUUGUACUUAUUAUAAGGAAUGGUAUAUGGCAGAUUCAUGUCUACCAGUUUAAGACUCUGUCUGUCUCUUUUUCUUUCUCUCUUUGAUUGGGCUCCAUUUAUAAUUAAAAGAGCUUUAAAAAUUCCAUUUUUUGCUUUUAAGAC
Messenger RNA from Ilex paraguariensis (yerba mate), 1659 nucleotides. The record is from the annotation of a GenBank genome assembly. Lineage: Eukaryota; Viridiplantae; Streptophyta; Magnoliopsida; Aquifoliales; Aquifoliaceae.